AUGUCUUCCGUCAAAUACUCUGCCCCCGACGCCGGUGGCCAACCCGAUCCAUUGAGCCAGGCCAAAACCGCGGAUGACUACUGGGCCCAAGCAGAAGAGAUUCUCAAGCGACUGAGGAGGAUACUAGCGGAGCGGCCUGCAAUCGACGUUCCGGGCCAAGACAUUGCUACCGUCCGUUGGUGGAUGGACAUCGGCUAUUUGGGCAUGGAAUUCAACUGGGUCAUGGAUCGGUUCCAGCAGGAUCCCAACGUCGACCCCGCCCUACGUGCGAUGCUGCGCAGCAUUUUGAAACUGAACUCGCAGGAUGGCGGUCGGGUCGAGGAUCUUCUUCCCGGCGAGACUCCUCCUGCCGACGACAAAAUGCGCAACUCACGUGUCGAGGCUGACACUGAAAGCAACGAAGCGACCAGCAAGGACCUGGAGAUGACGAGACAGCAGAGGGCCGCUCGCGCUGCCAUUUACCUCUGGUUUCUAUCUCAAAUCAAGGAGAGCGAUGUGAUCAAGAGAGAGCAAGGUGUUGGUGCUGGCUGUGUCGCCGGCACUGAUCGCGUCCUUCGUUCUCAGUAA
Fusarium oxysporum Fo47 is the source of this 567-nucleotide messenger RNA. RefSeq lists its product as uncharacterized. NCBI's taxonomy places the organism in Eukaryota, Fungi, Ascomycota, Sordariomycetes, Hypocreales, Nectriaceae. The coding region runs from base 1 to 567 and encodes 188 amino acids. The record is from RefSeq and is a predicted model, not a curated record. The transcript has a single exon.